AUGGCUUCUUUAUCUUCCGACUUAAAUGGCACUCAGGUGACUGACGACAACAAGGUUGCACCGAUGAUUUCCACAGAGGCACCGCAAGAAACGUCUGACGCUGAAAAGAACAUAACUGCAGUUGCAGAUGAAGCAGACGAGAAGAAAGAAUAUCCUACAGGAAUCAAGCGGAUUUUGAUAAUAUUGCCCGCUACUUUGUCUUUCUUUCUUGUCUUUCUUGACCUGGCCGUCGUAUCUACUGCUACACCAGCCAUCACAUCGAGCUUCCAGUCCUUAGUCGACGUCGGUUGGUACGGCGGGGCGUAUCAGUUGGGAGGUUCAGCUUUUCAACCCUUGAGUGGCAAGAUAUAUCAACACUUCUCGGCAAAGUGGUCGUUUCUUGUCUUCUUUGGCAUAUUUGAGCUCGGCUCACUGCUAUGCGGAGUUGCUACAUCCUCGUCCAUGUUCAUCAUUGGAAGAGCCAUUGCUGGUGUGGGAUCUUCGGGCCUGUCCACGGGGACUUUGACCAUCAUCUCGUGCAUCAUGCCACCUAAAGAGCAGGCCAAAUUCUUGGGCGUUAGCAUGGGCCUCGGCCAGCUGGGUAUUGCAUUGGGUCCCGUUCUUGGAGGCUUGUUCACUGAAUACGUUUCCUGGAGAUGGUUCGGUGUACCCAUCGCCGUACUCCUCAUUCUAUCCCGCAUUCCCGACUUGGAACCCAAGCCUCCUGCACGACAGGUCCUCGGUACAGCGAUCAAGUCUUUGGACCUUCCGGGGUUCCUACUCAUCAGCCCCGCCGCGGUAAUGUUCCUUCUUGGCUUGCAAUAUGGAGGAAACGAAUAUGCCUGGAACAGCUCUGUCGUCAUUGGCCUAUUAGUUGGCGGCGGCAUGACCUUUGUCGCGUUUCUGUUCUGGGAACAUCGCCAAGGAGACGGAGCUAUGGUACCGUUCGCCAUGUUGAAGCACCGAAUCAUAUGGUCUGCCGCAGGCUGUGCCUUCUUCCUUCUGGGUACUGUUCUCGUUGCCGACUUUUACCUGGCUAUAUACUUCCAAGCGGUCCAUGGAGAUUCGCCUUUUAUGAGUGGAGUUCAUUUGUUGCCCACAACUCUCAGUUUGGUUCUAUUCACCAUGAUCUCGGGAGUGAUGAUUGAAAAGCUCGGUUACUACCUUCCAUGGGUCACAGGAGGCAGUUCUAUCGCGGCCAUCGGGUAUGGGCUCUUGUCCACACUGAGUCCAACGACCUCUACAGCGAAAUGGAUUGGGUAUCAACUAUUUUAUGGAGUUGGUAGUGGAUCUAUGUCAUCAGGUCACUACAUUGCUGUCCAAAAUCUUGUACCGGCUCCCCAAAUACCCAUCGCCAUGGCAAUCGUUAUCUUCAUGCAAAAUAUGGGUGGUGCGAUAUUUCUAGUUGCAGCAAAUGCAGUCUUCAGCAACACUCUGCGGAAGGAACUACAACAGCGUGCCCUUUUGAUUGGAGUUGAACCAGACGUAAUUGUUAACUCUGGGCUGAACUCCAUCCGCAGGCUCGUCUCAGGGGAUCAGCUUCGCCACACGCUGCAGGCAUACAGUGAUAGUGUCGACACCGUCAUGUACCUCGGCAUCGGCAUCGGCUUUGCCACCUUUUCUUUUGCCUGGGGCCUUGGAUGGAAGGAUAUUCGGGUUGAGAGGAAGCUUAAAGCAUUGAAAUCUGAGGCCGAAGACCAGAAACAGAUACCUCGGAGAUAG
Molecule: messenger RNA, 1701 nt
Organism: Colletotrichum truncatum
Lineage: Eukaryota; Fungi; Ascomycota; Sordariomycetes; Glomerellales; Glomerellaceae
Source: RefSeq, a predicted model, not a curated record